UCCGUCGUUGCUGACAGAGAGACAUUGGAGUUUCUCCAAGAGACAGUGUUCGUUAGGAAGGCCAAUUAUCUCUUCGCUGCCCACAUUCUGCUCUGGUCGACAGCUGUCCUGUUGUUAAUUUCCAUUCUUACACUUCUGCUACUACUACUAUCGCUUCAUUAUUCUUCGGGUCGUGUUGAUGGCUGUAUUGGCGACUAUUUAACUUUAAUAAACCGCAAAGACAGAAGCACGGAAUACUUGCCUGCAAGUACGGUUAUUAGUGCGUCACCAGGGGCAAGCAAAUUCCCGACGGCCGUUGAGGAUCCUGACUCAUUUAAAGAAGAUGCUGCUGCAUUGAUAUCUGGGUGUUCUGCCACUGGUUGCGAGACAAAUAUAAUUGUCUAG
Molecule: messenger RNA, 384 nt
Organism: Protopolystoma xenopodis
Lineage: Eukaryota; Metazoa; Platyhelminthes; Monogenea; Polystomatidea; Polystomatidae
Source: the annotation of a GenBank genome assembly